AGUUCUGCUGAACUUAAACCUCUCUGGCCCUUUCCGAGGUCAAUUCUCUAGAGCUAUUAAAUGGGUAGUCAUCAAUCGUAGUUCUUUGUCUUCUGAAUCCGAGCUAUCACUUCUCUUCCUUCUUGUGCUUUACAGUCACUGACAAUUAUAACGGAAAAUUGUUUAAUUAAGAGGUUUGGGUGAUGUCUCGGCCGCUUCAUCGUGGUGUAUCCGGUGGAAGGAUUGCUGGGAGUAGCCAUUAUUCCUGGGACUCACAGAUGAAAAUCAAAGCUGAGAAAGAGGAAGUGUAUAGGAAUCGCUCUUCUCCUUCUCUUUCUCCUUGUCCUUGUCCUUCUCCUGCUCCUGAUCACAAGACUCUGUCAUUGCGUGACCUUGUUUGUUUAAUUUUUGGGGACAAUUCUUCUCCCAAGUCUGGGUUCAGUGAGAAUGGUUUUGGAUCUGAUCCUUUCAAAAUGGGAACUUCACGAAGCCGGCACAAUCUGACCCUGCUGUUUCUCAAAUUCAGUUUAAUUCUAAUUGUGAUUCUUGCUCUUUCUGGCUCUCUUUUGUGGACGAUUACCAUUUCAACAUCCUCGAGAGGUUACAUCCUUAGGGGCUAUAGGCGGCUCCAAGAACAGCUCAUCUCUGACCUUGCAGACAUUGGGGAAUUUUCUGCUGGUUCGGCGAAGUGGAAGGAUGUGGAAUUCUGUUCUGAGGAGUUUGAGAACUAUGUUCCUUGCUUUAAUGUUUCUGAUAAUCUUGCUUUGGGUUACUCCGGUGGCAACGAGUAUGACCGUCAAUGUGAGCAUGAAUCCAAACAGAGCUGCUUGGUACUUCCACCUAGAAAUUAUAGAGUUCCUCUCAGGUGGCCUACUGGAAGAGAUGUCAUAUGGAGUGCAAAUGUGAAAAUUACUGCCCAAGAAGUUCUUUCAUCUGGAAGUUUAACCAAGAGGAUGAUGAUGUUGGAGGAAGAUCAGAUAUCCUUUCGUUCUGACUCCCUUAUGUUUGAUGGAGUUGAAGAUUAUUCCCAUCAAAUCGCUGAAAUGAUUGGGCUGAGGAAUGAAUCUUAUUUCAUUCAGGCUGGGGUUAGAACAAUUUUGGACAUAGGGUGUGGUUAUGGUAGCUUUGGAGCACAUCUCUUUUCAAAGCAACUAUUGACCAUGUGCAUUGCAAACUAUGAGGCCUCAGGCAGUCAAGUCCAACUAAAUUUAGAAAGAGGUCUUCCUGCUAUGAUUGGUUCUUUUACUUCAAAACAGUUGCCAUAUCCUUCUCUUUCGUUUGAUAUGUUGCAUUGUGCAAGAUGCGGUAUCGACUGGGAUCAGAAAGAUGGCAUAUUCUUGGUUGAAGUUGAUAGAGUGUUGAAACCUGGUGGAUAUUUUGUCUGGACGUCACCAGUUACCAAUUCUCAUGUGUCACUUCGUAACAAAGAGAUUCAGAAAAAAUGGAUGUUUGUUCUCCACUUUGCAGAAAAUCUCUGCUGGGAGAUGUUGUCACAACAAGAUGAAACUGUUGUAUGGAAAAAAACAACUAAGAGAAACUGUUAUGCUUCUCGGAAGUCUGGUUCAGGCCCUCCUAUCUGCAGUAAAGGCCAUGAUAUUGAAUCUCCAUAUUAUAGACCUUUACAGUCAUGUAUAGCAGGAACUCACAGCCACCGCUGGGUUCCUAUUGAAGCACGGACAACAUGGCCAUCUAGGGUUCAUCUACACUCGACUGAACUUGAAAUUCAUGGUGUCCAUUCAGAAGAUUUUGCUGAGGAUUCCCUGAACUGUAACUCAGCAGUUCGUAACUAUUGGUCUCUGCUCUCUCCCCAGAUAUUUUCAGAUCAUCCUAAGAGACCUGGUGAUGAGGAUCCUUCCCCACCUUUUAACAUGCUUAGGAAUGUGCUGGAUAUGAAUGCUCGGUUUGGAGGUUUUAAUUCUGCUUUAUUGGAUGCUGCGAAAACUGUGUGGGUCAUGAAUGUAGUCCCAACAAUUGGACCAAACUACCUCCCUUUAAUCCUUGAUAGGGGAUUUGUGGGGGUAUUGCAUGACUGGUGUGAAGCAUUUCCGACAUACCCAAGAACUUAUGAUAUGGUUCAUGCUGAAGGCCUGCUAUCACUGGAAACCAGUCAGCAGCGUAGGUGCACUACGCUUGAUUUAUUCAUAGAGAUUGAUCGUCUACUUCGCCCAGAGGGUUGGGUGAUAUUCCGAGACACGGCUCCCCUCAUUGAAUCAGCCAGAGCGAUCACAACACAGCUCAAAUGGGAUGCACGGGUAGUGGAGAUUGAGAGUAACAGCGAUGAGAGGCUCCUUGUCUGUCAGAAACCAUUAUUCAAGAAACUUCAGUAACAGAUACAAAUUUCAAGUGAAACCUGGGAAUGUUCAUAUCCUAUUAUUCAUUAAUUUUGUGGAUGUUGUUAUAUCACCAUCAAGGUCUACGAAGGGAGAUCUCGAGGAUUUUGAACAAAAAGCAACAAGAUGCAGAGGAUGAGAGAAAACAGCACGGAAACAUUGUCACAAACUCCUAUGGAACCGCAAGGUUUCCAUAGGGCCAUGUAAUUAUAAAAAGGAAAAGAAAAAAAUAUCUGGGAAGGGAAUGUGAUAGGGCAAUUUUUUUUUUUCUCAUUUAAUUUUCAUGUAAUCUCUCAUUAUAACAAUACAACCAUUAUGAUUAGAUUGUUGAGAAGAUGAAUAAAACAAGUGAUGUUCAAUGUAGUA
Messenger RNA from Telopea speciosissima, 2675 nucleotides. RefSeq names its product probable pectin methyltransferase QUA2. The transcript is spliced from 9 exons. Bases 183 to 2306 code for a protein of 707 amino acids. The record is from RefSeq and is a predicted model, not a curated record. Gene Ontology annotation, molecular function: methyltransferase activity. Gene Ontology annotation, cellular component: cytoplasm. NCBI's taxonomy places the organism in Eukaryota, Viridiplantae, Streptophyta, Magnoliopsida, Proteales, Proteaceae.